ACUAGAGCCCCCAAGUUUUCCGGGGCAGGGGCUGCCGCCUGCGCCCCGCUGGGUGCAUUCCUCUGCUCUGCUUCUCUCUGGCGCUUACAGUUUUAGUAAGAUUGGGCAAGUUCUAAUGGCGGACCUGGAGGCUUUCCCCAAAUUCCGGACCAGCCUCGGCCCAGGGGUCCACUCGCGAUGUGUCGUGUCCUGGAUGACGUCAGGCGCCCGGGUGCAGAGCUCCCGCGCGGAAGCACCGCACCAGGCAAAAUCGGAUGUUCAUUCCCUGAGGAUGGCUAUUCUGGAAGGCAAACAAUUAUUGUUUCAGUGGCCCAUGUGCUCUUAGCCUGCCUAGCCGAUGUUAGGUUAUUUGGUAUGGAUGAACCACCGAUGGGAAGAUUUGACUUGACUGACAACACUCCUCCUCUAUUAGGGAAUACAGCAGUGACUACUAGUCUCAUGGAUGCAGGGAAUUCAUGUGGUCCCAUUAGUGCUUUAGGCAGUAGAUCUAAAAAUCCAUCAAUGGAAGAUGAUGAUGAUGUUGUAUUUAUUGAAUCUAUACAGCCUCCAGUUUCUGCUUCAGCAAUAGUUGAUCAAAGAAACUUAGUAUUUACAUCAUCAAAACAUGAAAAGCCACAAGGAAAUUGUUCCAUGAGUCUGCCUUUCUCAAGAGAUUUGACAUUUCAGAAAGGAAAUAUGUGUGAGACAAUUAUUAUUGAUGAUGAGGACAUAGAAGCAAGUGGAGGGGAGAAAAACAGAUUGUCCAGUUUUACUGAGUGGGGACUUCCUGGAACUAAAAACAGUACCAAAGAUUUGGAUUUCUCCACAUCCAGUCGUUCAAGAAGUAAGACCAAGACUGGAGUAAGACCUUUUAAUCCUGGUAGAAUGAAUGUGGCAGGAGAUGUACUUCAGAAUGGAGGAUUUACAACACAGCAUAAUCCUGAUUCUUGGAUUUCCCAGUCAGCAUCAUUUCCCCGUAAUCAGAAACAGCCAGGGAUGGAUUCUCUAUCACCAGUGGCCUCACUUCCCAAACAGAUUUUCCAGCCUUCUGCCCAACAGCAACCUAAGCCAGCUAAAAUCACUUGUGCAAACUGCAAAAAUCCUUUACAGAAGGGACAAACAGCUUACCAGCGGAAAGGAUCAGCUCACCUCUUUUGUUCAACUACUUGCCUUUCUUCCUUCUCUCAUAAACGUACCCGAAAGACACGAAAUGUAAUGGGUAAAAAAGAUGCAGCUACAAAGAAGGCUACUGUUCCUCCAGUGGAAUCAAGCAAAUCUUUUCAAGGAUUUUCUAAUACAUCUUUGUCUCUCUGUGAAGACAAUCAGCAUCUUAAAAAAGGAGUUUUUAAUAAGUCACGAUGUAUCAUUUGUAGUAAACUGACAGAGGUUCGCCAUGAAGUCAGUGUUAAUAAUGUAACUCACAAGCUGUGCAGUAACCAUUGCUUUAAUAAGUACAGGUUGGUUAAUGGUCUAAAAAUGAACUGCUGUGAACAGUGUGGAGUGUACAUGCCUGAUACAAAUAUGGGAAACAGUAUCCUGAUUGGAGGUCAGCAGAAGAGGUUUUGCUGCCAGUGUUGUAUUAAUGAAUAUAAACAGAUGAUGGAAAUAAAAUCAGAAACAUUAUCAGCAUCAGAAAAGAGGAAAAGGAGUAUUGUAGGAGAAGAAAAUGAAAGUAAACUAUAUAGAUCAUUAAAUACAUGUUUAGAAAAUAUAGAGUGUGUUCCAGAAAAAAAAGAAAAGACUUUAGAACAAGUUCCUAUAGAAUGUAGCCCAGAUAGGUCACUGAACAAACAGAGUGUGAAUUUCCCUUAUUCUGAGUCAGCCAUAGCUGAUGAAUUUCAGAAGCAACUUGAAGACCAAAAAUCAGAAGACUCCUGUAUGCCAGUUGUGCUUUCUGCAGACCCAGGUACAUGGCCCCGAGUUUUGAAUAUUAAGCAACGGGUUUCUCUUGUUGAGAAUGAUCCACCUCAAGUAAGAAAUGUUGACUUUCCAAAAGACAACACAGGGAGGAAGUUUUCCGAAACUUACUAUACACGAAUUCUCCCAAGUGGUGAAAAAACUACUAGAUCCUGGUUACUUUAUUCAACCUCUAAAGAUUCUGUGUUUUGCCUAUAUUGCAAACUCUUUGGGGAAGGAAAAAAUCAACUGAAAAAUGAGAACGGGUGCAGGGAUUGGCAGCAUUUGUCACAUAUUCUUAGUAAACAUGAAGAAAGUGAGAUGCACCUCAACAAUAGUGUUAAAUAUUCAAAAUUAAAAUCUGAUUUGAAAAAAAAUAAAACCGAUGAAGCUGCAGAACACAAAUUAUGUGAAGAUAAAAGAAAUGAUGAUGUCCUGUUGUGGUACACAUAACGUACCUAAUUUAGUUUCUGUCAAUAUUCAAGAUCUGUCCCAUGAACCAGUAUCCUUCUGUUGUGACAGUAAUGAGUACAACAGUUCACUAGCAGUAAGUGUAAUAACAUAAAUAGUAAACAGUGUUCUUAUUCCAAAUGUAAAAUUAAUUGAAUUCAAGUCAUCUCAAAUUUUAGUAAAGGCAGUUUUGUAAUAUUUUUAAUUUGUCAGUGCUUCUUGCAAUUGGUGAUUGAGAACUACUAUUUAAGAAUUUUAAUUAUAAAGGCCAGGGAUAUAGCUCAGUAAUGUAAGCACCUGCCUGGCAAGUGCAAGGUCCUGAGUUUGAUUCCUGAUACCGCAAAAAAAAAAAAAAAAAAGAGUUUUGAUUAAUAUUCUGCAUACUACAAAACAGGUGUCAGGUGUAGUGUUGCACUCCUGUAGAUCCAUCCUGAGGCAGGACUCCUUUGAAUUUGAGGCCAGUCUCAAUUAUGUAGCAAAAACCCUGUCUCUAAAAAAAGAAAGCAAAAGAAGGAAAGACUUGCCUUUAUUAAUACUGAUUGAAAAGAUACUUUCAUGAACAUUUCAGCAUUAUUAGGCUUUCAAAUGGUUUUAAGAACAAAAAUGAAAAUCUAGAACUACAGUUUUUUGCUAUUAAACCAAAUACUUGUGAUUUACUUCUUUUGAGCAGAACUGUUGGCAGGUUGAUGGUGUUGAAGGAGAUUGAAUCCAAAGUUUUUGCACUGAGCUACGUUACUACCCCUUUUUAUGUGGUUUGUUUAUUUCAUUUGGUAUUUUUAAGGCAGGGUCUCUAUAAGUCAAUAAAUCGCUCAGGUUUGGCUCAAACUUGAAAUCUUUUGUGCUUCAGCCUCCCCAAGUGCUAGGAUUGAAGGCAUAUACCAUGGUCCCUGGCUAGAGCAAAAUAUUUCUAUUUGAGCAAAAAAGCAUUGUUGUAUUAAAGGAUAAUUUGCAUUUAUUGAUUUUAUAUUUUUGUUUUAAUUUAAUUUGUAAAUGUUAUGGCUUUUAUUGUAUUAAAAACUAUGCAUAAAGAAUAUAUGCUUACUCUUAUAUUGGUCCAAAUAUUA
This is a messenger RNA of Octodon degus (degu), 3389 nucleotides long. It is a transcript of the gene Zmym5, whose product is annotated as zinc finger MYM-type containing 5. Gene Ontology annotation, molecular function: zinc ion binding. NCBI's taxonomy places the organism in Eukaryota, Metazoa, Chordata, Mammalia, Rodentia, Octodontidae. The record is from RefSeq and is a predicted model, not a curated record. The coding region runs from base 178 to 2328 and encodes 716 amino acids. The transcript has 8 exons.